AAAAAAAAAACAAAACCAAAAAUGGGUAACCCUCUGAUCUAUCUUCUCCCGAUCUUCCACUUGUUGGUGUUAUUAGGAUCCUCGGUAAAUGCUUAUUGGCCACCAUCACCUGGUUACUGGCCAAGCUCCAAGGUUAGCUCCUUGAGCUUCUACAAAGGUUUUAGGAAUCUUUGGGGUCCUCAACAUCAGAGAAUGGACCAAAAUGCUCUUACCAUCUGGCUUGAUAGAGCCUCAGGAAGUGGAUUUAAGUCGGUGAAGCCAUUCAGAUCAGGCUACUUUGGAGCAUCCAUCAAACUCCAACCUGGCUACACUGCUGGAGUCAUCACAUCUCUCUAUCUAUCAAAUAAUGAGGCACAUCCAGGGUUCCAUGAUGAAGUGGACAUAGAAUUUUUGGGGACAACAUUUGGAAAACCAUACACACUUCAGACAAAUGUGUACAUUAGGGGUAGUGGUGAUGGCAAAAUCAUUGGUCGUGAAAUAAAGUUUCGCUUGUGGUUUGAUCCCACUUCAGGUUUUCACCAUUAUGCUAUUCUUUGGAACCCUAGAGAAAUCAUAUUUUUGGUAGAUGAUAUUCCAAUAAGAAGAUACCCAAAGAAGAGUGCGGCCACAUUCCCUUUAAGACCAAUGUGGCUUUAUGGUUCCAUAUGGGACGCUUCUUCUUGGGCAACCGAAGAUGGUAAAUACAAAGCGGACUACAAAUAUCAACCUUUUACUGCCAAAUACACGAACUUUAAAGCCAUUGGUUGCACUGCUUAUUCGUCAGCACGGUGCCAUCCAGUGUCGGCUUCACCAUACCGUUCUGGUGGGUUAACUCGACAGCAAUACCAAGCCAUGAGAUGGGUUCAAACACAUAACAUGGUAUACAACUAUUGCAAAGAUUAUAAGCGUGACCAUUCUCUAACGCCGGAAUGUUGGCGUUAGGAAUUUUUUUAAGGAAGUUCCGUAAUUCCAGAAUUUUAAUUAAAUACAACAAGACUUGGAAAACUUUUGGGAUUUUUCUCUGUUACUAUAUUAUUGUGGCUUUUGUUUCACAAAAAUAAAAUAUUUUUUGUUUUUUGCUUAUUAUCUUGUGUAAUGUGUAAAUGUUUCACAACUCAACCACUUUGAGCGGGUUUAAAUGUUUCUUAAGAAAAAAUAAUGUGUAAAUGUUUCCAGUACCAUGUUUUUGGUCAACUUUG
Eruca vesicaria subsp. sativa (arugula) is the source of this 1178-nucleotide messenger RNA. NCBI's taxonomy places the organism in Eukaryota, Viridiplantae, Streptophyta, Magnoliopsida, Brassicales, Brassicaceae. The record is from the annotation of a GenBank genome assembly.